Anthostomella pinea is the source of this 537-nucleotide messenger RNA. The record is from the annotation of a GenBank genome assembly. NCBI's taxonomy places the organism in Eukaryota, Fungi, Ascomycota, Sordariomycetes, Xylariales, Xylariaceae.
AUGACGACCUCACGACCGCCCUCCAUCCGCCUCGCGCAGGCCACGACCAUCGCCCUCCUAACCACCACAGCCGGCCUCAGCGCCAGCCUCUCUUUAUUCGUCGCCCCCCGGCUCCUCGAGUCGCCUACACCUUUACUGACCCGCCAAUUCGGCGCCAUGGUCUCCGUCACACAACGGAUCCUCCCCGUCCCCCAGAUCCUGCUGCCGGGCCUCGCACACGCGUACCUGGCAUAUCAGCUCCCCGACAAGAUGCGCUCCUACGCCCUGGCUGCGGCCAUGUCGCUCAGCACCGCCGUCUGGACGUGGACUGUCAUGAUGCCCAUCAACCGCAAGAUGGGGCGUAAGAUCCAGGCUGUUGAUGCGGCGGCGGCGGGUAUGGCGGGUGCAAAGGAGAUAGACGAGAUACUGGCCGACGAGAUGGCGGGUGGCGAGGAGACGGCACAUGCGCUGGUUGAUAAGUGGGCGACGCGGAACUUGUACCGACCUGUCGUGGCGCUGCUGGCUGGUUGUAUGGGCCUGUACGCUGCGCUUUCGUGA